UCUUCGCAGCGCAAAUCAAAGAUGCAACGUCUGCCAAAAGACUACAGAGUAGAAAAGCGCCCCCUCCUUCGCCCACCGAUCCCCACCCAAUACGCCUCCUCCCAGCACCCCAAAAUCAUCUACAUCUCGACAAAAACUCCCUUCAUGUCCGCCGUCAAGCGCGUCCAAAAACUGCUCUUGCACGCCGAAACCCGCUCAGCUCAAUCUGCAUCCGCCCAAGUCUCUUCCUCGCGACCAAAGUACUCUGCUGCUGCUGCUGGCAACGACGAAAUCUCAGAUAUUGAAAGAGUGGCUGCUGUAAUGGCUGCCAAUAAACAUGAAAGAGAUGAAGUUAUACUCAAAGCCACGGGAAAGGCUAUUGCGAAGGCCUUGAGUUUGGGCGUGUGGUUUCAGCAGAGGGCAGAGUAUGCCGUGAGGAUCGAGACGGGUACUGUGGGUGCUAUUGACGAUAUCGUGCCUUCUGAAGAUGCCGCUGGGGAGGAGGAAGAUCAGAAGAUGAAAGAUGAUGGACAGGAAGAUAUUCCAGAGUCGAGGAUUCGCUUUGCGAGUACCAUUCAGAUCUUUGUCUCGGCUGCCUCUUGA
Molecule: messenger RNA, 582 nt
Organism: Aureobasidium namibiae CBS 147.97
Lineage: Eukaryota; Fungi; Ascomycota; Dothideomycetes; Dothideales; Saccotheciaceae
Exons: 2
Biological process (GO): intronic box C/D snoRNA processing; tRNA 5'-leader removal; nuclear-transcribed mRNA catabolic process, RNase MRP-dependent
Cellular component (GO): nucleolar ribonuclease P complex; ribonuclease MRP complex
Molecular function (GO): RNA binding
Source: RefSeq, a predicted model, not a curated record